AUCCAUCCCACGUCUAUACGGGUCCCCAACAUCACAACAGCGCACAGCAGUGGUUAUGAAACGGAGGCAGUGUGAACCCAACAUAGCUACUAUAACAGAUCCUUCCUGCGGCGAAUGGGUAUUGACAAUUUCUGCAGUUUGGACGGUUCUGAUCCAUUUUGGGAUUGGAACCGGACAUGGCAAACACACAAUCCAGACCUGACACCAUGUUUCCAGAACACAGUGCUGGUUUGGAUACCAUGCCUCUACCUCUGGCUGUUUGCACCGUUAUACAUCCUAUACCUCAAAAGAAAUGACCGUGGAUACAUAUGCAUGACCCACCUCAACAGAGCCAAAACAGCUAUUGGGUUUACCCUAUGGCUUAUCUGCUGGGCAGAUGUUUUCUACUCUUUCUGGGAAAGAAGCCAUGGUGCUACAAUAGCCCCAGUCUACCUAGUCAGCCCCACAAUGCUUGGCGUUACAAUGUUGCUGGCUACGUUCUUGAUCCAGUAUGAGCGGAUGAAGGGGGUCCAGUCCUCAGGGGUGAUGCUCAAUUUUUGGCUGAUCACCAUAGUGUGCGCUACAGUCACCUUUCGCUCCAAGAUUCUGCAUGCAUUGAAUGAGCCUGCCAGUGUGAAUGUGUUCAAAUAUACCACUUUCUACAUAUAUUACACCAUGCUGCUCAUCUCCCUGAUCCUGGCCUGCUUGUCCGACCAGCCUCCGCUCUUUUCACAGGCUGUCAGAGACUCGAAUCCAUGUCCAGAGUCGGGAGCUUCAUUCCUGUCCAGAAUCACUUUCUGGUGGAUCACGGGAUUGAUGGUGACGGGUUACAAAAGGCCUCUGGAAGAGAAGGAUCUGUGGUCGCUCAACACAGAGGAUAAGUCUCAAAGAGUGGUGCCUCAGCUGGUGCGCCGCUGGGACCAAGAAUGCAACAAGGUCAAAAGGCCAGUAGAUAAGACGCUCUACUCCCCAAAAAGAUCAGCAGAGGAAGAAAAGAAGGAUGGACAACCAAUUGAAGAGUCAGAGAUUUUGCUUGUGAAAACCCUUAAAAAAACAGGCGACCCUUCUCUCUUCUGCGCUCUCUGCCGAACCUUUGGACCGUAUUUUCUAGUCAGCUCUCUGUAUAAGAUUGUUCAUGACAUCCUGAUGUUUGUUGGGCCGGAGAUUCUCAGGCUACUGAUCCAGUUUGUGAAUGAUUCAAGUGCCCCCGAUUGGCAUGGCUACUUCUACACCACCCUGCUGUUCGUUUGUACCUGCGUGCAAACCCUCAUUCUGCAGAAAUAUUUCCACGUUUGCUUUGUGACCGGCAUGAGGUUACGUACGGCCAUUGUUGGUGCUGUGUACAGGAAAGCCUUAGUCAUUACCAAUGCUGCCCGGCGAACAUCCACUGUCGGAGAGAUUGUGAAUCUGAUGUCUGUAGAUGCUCAGCGUUUUAUGGACCUCAUCACCUAUAUCAACAUGAUUUGGUCAGCACCUUUGCAGGUUAUCCUGGCCCUUUACUUCCUGUGGCAGAAUCUGGGACCUUCUGUGCUUGCUGGAGUUGCUGUGAUGGUGCUAAUGGUUCCUCUAAAUGCAGUCAUUGCCAUGAAAACUAAAACUUACCAGGUUGCCCAAAUGAAAAGCAAGGACAAUAGGAUCAAGCUUAUGAAUGAGGUGCUGAAUGGCAUUAAAGUGCUUAAACUCUACGCAUGGGAACUGGCGUUCAAAGACAAAGUGUCUGCCAUCCGAGAGAGUGAAUUGCGUGUGCUUAAGAAGACUGCUUACCUUGGUGCUGUGUCCACCUUUACUUGGGUCUGCGCACCAUUUUUGGUUGCCCUCUCCACGUUCGCAGUAUAUGUGUUAGUGGAUGAACAUAAUAUUCUGGAUGCACAGAAGGCAUUUGUUUCUCUGGCCUUGUUCAACAUCCUGCGCUUCCCUCUUAAUAUGUUGCCCAUGGUCAUCAGCAGCAUGGUGCAGGCCAGUGUGUCUAUGAAGCGCCUGCGUGUGUUUCUAUCCCAUGAGGAGUUGGAUGAAGACAAUGUGGAGCGGCCAGCCAUCAGUUCAUCUCCAGACAGCAUCAGGAUUGUGGACGGAGCUUUCAGCUGGUGUAAAGACGACUCACCUACUUUGAAGAGGAUUAAUGUGCGUAUUCCUGAGGGGGCGUUUGUUGCUGUGGUAGGGCAUGUGGGUUCAGGGAAAUCCUCUCUGCUUUCAGCUUUGCUGGGAGAGAUGCAGAAGCAAAAAGGAUCUGUCUCGAUUAAGGGCUCUGUGGCUUACGUGCCUCAGCAGGCCUGGAUCCAAAAUGCCACUCUCAAAGACAACAUUUUGUUUGGACGGGACGGAAAAGACAGCUGGUACCAGAAGGUGGUGGAGGCGUGUGCUCUCCUACCAGACCUGGAGAUCCUACCUGGAGGAGACUCGACAGAGAUUGGGGAGAAGGGCGUGAAUCUGUCUGGAGGUCAGAAACAGCGGGUGAGUGUGGCCAGGGCUGUGUACUGCAACUGUGCAGUGUAUCUGCUGGAUGACCCGCUCUCUGCCGUGGACGCUCAUGUGGGAAAACACAUCUUUGAGAAGAUCAUCGGACCUCAGGGGUUGCUACAGGGCAGAACUCGGGUUCUGGUGACGCAUGGGCUGAGCUUCCUGCCCCAGGCUGACCUGAUCUUGGUGAUGGUGGAUGGAGAAAUCACAGAGAUGGGCUCUUACACCGAGCUGCUGGGCAGACAAGGCGCUUUCGCUGAGUUCCUGCAUACCUACACCAACACAGAGCAGGAGGAGGUGGAGGAGUCAGUGGGAGAGGAGGGAGGGGAGACAGAGGACGAAAAAGGGAAAUCUGAAGAAGCAGUCCCACGGAAGGGACUUGAGAAUGGGGGUCCUGCUGCCAUGUUGGGGCAGAGUCUGAACUCUCUCAAUGCAGCAGGCACAGGUAAAACCCCACAGAAAACUGAACCUAAUGAUGUUGCGGCCACAAAGAAGACCAAAUCUGCAGAAGCUGCCCGACUAACUGAGGCUGACAAGGCCAACACUGGCAGGGUGAAGCUGUCUGUGUUUUGGGAGUACAUGAAGGCUAUCGGCUUGCCCUUGUCCAUCUUCAGUAUCUUUCUGUUCUUCUGUCAUCAUCUGUCCUCUCUGGGCUCAAACUACUGGCUCAGUCUCUGGACAGAUGACCCUGUUAUCAACAACACACAGCCCAACAGAGAGAUGCGUUUAGGGGUGUAUGGAGCCCUCGGAAUCUCACAAGGCAUUGCAGUGUUCUGCUAUUCUGUGGCAGUGUCGGUUGGUGGGAUCUUAGCCUCCCGCUACCUGCACCAGACGAUGCUCUACAACAUCCUGAGAUCACCCAUGUCUUUCUUCGAACGCACACCCAGUGGCAAUCUGGUCAACCGCUUUGCCAAAGAGACAGACACCAUUGACUCGGUCAUCCCUAGCAUCAUAAAAAUGUUCAUGGGCUCCAUGUUUAAUGUGCUGGGCUCAUGUGCUGUCAUCCUCAUUGCCACGCCACUGGUAGCCAUCAUCAUCCCACCGCUGGGCCUGUUCUACUUCUUUGUACAGCGUUUUUACGUGGCGUCCUCUCGGCAGCUGAAACGACUGGAGUCUGUGAGCCGCUCUCCUGUCUACACACACUUCAACGAGACACUGCUGGGCACCAGUGUGAUCAGAGCAUUUGGAGAGCAGCAGCGCUUCAUUACAGAGAGUGACGGCAGAGUGGACCACAACCAAAAAGCUUAUUUCCCCAGCAUUGUAGCCAACCGAUGGUUGGCAGUGAGGUUAGAGUUUGUGGGAAACCUUAUUGUGACAUCUGCAGCGCUUUUUGCUGUGAUGGCCAGGGACAGUCUGAGUCCAGGUAUCAUGGGGCUGUCCAUCUCUUAUGCGCUGCAGGUCACAGCAUCUCUGAACUGGCUGGUGCGGAUGUCCUCUGAGCUGGAAACUAGCAUAGUGGCAGUGGAGAAGGUGAAGGAAUAUGGAGACACAGAGAAAGAGGCUGAAUGGAGGUUGGAGCACUCCACUCUGCCUGCUGGCUGGCCGACCGCUGGUCAUAUUGAAAUCCACAACUUUGGCUUGAGAUACAGAGAGGACUUAGAGCUGGCUAUUUCUGAUAUCUCAGUCAACAUUGAGGGAGCAGAAAAGGUGGGAAUUGUGGGUAGGACAGGAGCAGGAAAGUCCUCUUUGACAUUAGGGCUCUUCCGCAUCAUCGAGGCAGCUCAAGGGGAGAUCCGUAUAGAUGGAGUCAACAUUGCUGAGCUGGGCCUGCAUGAGCUACGAUCCAGAAUCACAAUCAUUCCUCAGGAUCCAGUGCUGUUCUCUGGUUCCUUGCGAAUGAAUCUGGACCCCUUUGAUGGCUACACUGAUGAGGAGGUCUGGAGAGCUCUGGAACUCGCACAUCUCAAGAACUUUGUGUCUGGCCUGCCUGACAAACUCAACCAUGAGUGUUCAGAGGGAGGAGAGAAUCUCAGGGUGCUGGUUCUCGAUAAAGGCCAGAUGGCAGAAUUUGAUUCUCCGUCCAAUUUAAUUGCCAAGAAGGGAAUUUUCUACAAGAUGGCCAAAGACUCAGGUUUGGUCUGAUAAGUAGAGGGGCUGAAGAGCCCUCCGUUCAUCUAGGACAUAUCACUGGGUAGAGCCCAUGGAGAGUGGACCUUGUGAGACAUGGACUCUGAAGGUACCUCUUCUGUGGGCCUGGAGCUCACACACAUAGUGUGAACAUGACACCACUCCAUCCUCAGCUACUGUAGCCUUCCGUUUUCAAUCACAUUUUAAAGGUUUCACUGCAAAUGCUGCUUUGAAGGUUGUUUGAUGCCAACAUUUGGGAUGUUUGAAACUAGUUUGAUUUCUUCAUGGCUGUUUUUCUUGUCUGUUUCCAUUUGGAAGACUUCUCACUUUUCCACUAAGCCGCACUUUCCUGUUGAUUGUUAGUAAUGAAAACAAUUAUAUUUGCAUCAUUGCUUCACUAGAAAGAGUAAAGAACAAAGUUUCUCUGAGCAUUGUAACACUGAUGCAGUGAUAAUACUGACCAAACAGCUGCUGGGAAAUCCCUCCAUGAGCAUCAGGUGCUUCAUCCCAAGCCAAAGUUAAUAUUUGAAGGCAUUCUCAUUAUCAAAAAGUUUCCUAAAGAGACACAUUUGAAAAUUCUAGUUUCAUCUCCAGAUAGCCAUUGAUUUCUCUCAUUUAAUCCUUAUUUAUAGUUUUGAGAAAAUCUGUUACAAUAUUUCUUUUUUCACAUAAAAUUAUUUUAUCAUAUAACAUAUUUAUUACUGGGUAUCUCCCACUAAUGGCGACUUAAGCCUCAUCUUACCAAUAUCAUGCAGUAGAGUCUACACUGACCUUCUGUUUUCAUUGGUACUGUAUUUAGUUGGCGUAUUUGAUUUAUGAUCUUUGUUGUUUACUAUUAUUUCUCAGUGAUUAUUUUACCAAAAAUUAUGAAUGCACUUAUUGUUCUGUGUAAAAAAGGUCAAACUAGGGUUAAUAUUUCAGGUUUGGUGGGAGUGAUAUUAUUUUAAAAACAAGUAGGAAUUAUGCUAUAUCACUUUAAGGUCAGAUACACAAAUCAUAGUGGUUCUUUAAAGAACAGGUUAUCAAGUAGAUGGCGUACCUGUUGAACUGUGUGCUUCACUCUGUGUGCUAUAUACCAUAUAUCUGUUGAAUGUACGCUUGAGUGCGCAACGUUGUUUCAUUCAUCAGUACCUCCACUCUAGAUCAUUUAAGCCUUAUGAGGCCAAUCAGUUAAAAAAAAAAAAAAGAACUGACAAAGCCUUAAAAUGAUAAAAAAAAAAAAAAGAUAAAUCUGAUUUGUUACAUAUUUAUAUGAAUUGUAUGUAAGCAUAAAGAUAAAUCAGGCUGAUGUGUAUAGGGUAAAUAUGAAUAAAUUUUUGUAAAGAGCCUUU
Sinocyclocheilus rhinocerous is the source of this 5834-nucleotide messenger RNA. Its product is annotated as multidrug resistance-associated protein 1-like. The record is from RefSeq and is a predicted model, not a curated record. The transcript is spliced from 31 exons. Gene Ontology annotation, cellular component: basolateral plasma membrane. Bases 115 to 4518 code for a protein of 1467 amino acids. Gene Ontology annotation, molecular function: glutathione transmembrane transporter activity; ABC-type xenobiotic transporter activity; ATP hydrolysis activity. Gene Ontology annotation, biological process: xenobiotic transport; glutathione transmembrane transport. NCBI's taxonomy places the organism in Eukaryota, Metazoa, Chordata, Actinopteri, Cypriniformes, Cyprinidae.